Nicotiana tabacum (common tobacco) is the source of this 2255-nucleotide messenger RNA. RefSeq names its product zinc finger protein CONSTANS-LIKE 9. Gene Ontology annotation, molecular function: protein binding; zinc ion binding. The record is from RefSeq and is a predicted model, not a curated record. NCBI's taxonomy places the organism in Eukaryota, Viridiplantae, Streptophyta, Magnoliopsida, Solanales, Solanaceae.
UGAUAUUUUAAUUGUUAUCAGAAACUCAACUAUUCAACAGCAUACAAUCCUCAGAGACUUCCCAAAAGAACCAAUCCUUACCCUUAACACACACAGACACACACACAGAGCCAGAUAUUCCGGAAAAAGGUCGAUCUUUCUUGUUCAGAGGUUUUUGUUUUACUGUCUAAAAGCUGCAGCAAUAAAGGGAGCUUAUCUAUAACUUGCUUCUCGUGUACAAACUUAAAAAUCUUUUUUUGGUUAGCUUCACAGUUAUAUCAGAUUCUAUUCCCUUAUACGGCAGAAGGACCAGAUCACUUGAACAAUCUGUAUGUGCUCAACUAGGAAGCAACUUCUAGUGCUUAUAGUUUUGUUGGAGGCAUAAAGAUUUAUAGACUGGUUUUAUCUAAGAUUAUUGAGGAAGAGUGAUGGGUCAUAUAUGUGAAUUCUGUGGGGAGCAGCGGUCAAUUGUAUAUUGCCGGUCUGAUGCAGCUUGCUUGUGUUUGUCGUGUGAUCGCAAUGUGCAUUCUGCCAAUGCCCUUUCACAGCGACAUUCCAGGACACUCUUAUGCGAAAGAUGUAAUUCACAACCAGCUGUUGUUAGACGCGUCGAGGAGAAGAUAUCUCUUUGCAAGAACUGUGAUUCGAUUAGUCAUGCUACAGGUUCCAUGCAUAAGAGGCAAGCACUUAGUUGUUAUACAGGAUGUCCUUCCGCUGCAGAACUUUCUACUAUCUGGUCAUUUCUCUUAGAUGGUGAUUCGACUUGUCAGAAAGGAAUGGGUGCAAUGAGUAUCACCGAUAACCAACCUAGGGAUAACGAAGAUCCUCAAGGAAAGAACAACUCUCAAGACGUGUCUGCUGCAAUUGAAAUGAGUGAGUUGCAUACUUCAUCAGAGAAAUCAACCACUCUCAUUGAAUCCUCUUUACCUACUCCUGACAACAAGCAAAACAAGCUGGAGCUAUAUGCUGGGUCCAAGAAUUACUCUUCAUCAAAGGGUUGCUAUACUGGAAUGAAAGGCUCAAUGAUAUUUGAAGAUGAUCCUUUCGCUCAAGAUUUCAAUAUGGAUGAAGUGGACCUGAGUUUUGAAAAUUAUGAAGAGCUAUUCAGUGGCUCUCUCGAUAAUCCAAAUCAGCUUUUUGAGAAUGAGGACAUCAAUGGCUUAUUUGGGACGAAAGAUAUGUCAGUUUCUGGUUCCAGCUGCCAGGAUGCCGAUGCUAUCGAGGGGGCAUCGAUUCGAAGGGUAAUGACAAUGCAACCAGCAUGUAGCAAUGCCGAGUCCGCAGACUCACUGGUGAGCUGCAAAACAGAACCUUCCAUUUGCUUUGCGAGGCAAGCAUCCAUCCUCUCAUUUUCAAACCUCGGGGGAGAGAGCAAUGCCGGGGAUUACCAAGAAUGUGGAGCCUCCACAAUGCUUCUUAUGGGAGAACCACCGUGGUACCAUCCAUUUCCUGAAACUUCAUUGCCGUCAAGUAGCAGAAGCAAUGCUGUAUUGCGCUACAAGGAAAAGAAGAAGACACGCAAAUUUGACAAGCAUGUGAGAUAUGCUUCCCGCAAGGCAAGGGCUGAUGUCAGAAGGCGUGUGAAGGGACGGUUUGUCAAGGCUGGUGAUGCUUAUGAUUAUGACCCACUUGACGAGACCAGAAGCUUUUGAUUGCACUACUUAUUACCCAACACAUAAGGAAACUGAAGGAUCCAUAUUAAAUUGGGCAAAACUGGUUAAGUUAUCGUGCGAGGGGAUGAAAGGAGCCUUAUUUCCUUGUUUUGGUGACAUUGUAUGGUUGUCUGGGGAGAGGAUUUCAACGUUUCCUAUCAACGAAGCUGGACAUGGAAAGCCGAAUACUCUGCUGCUUCACCAAUUUAUCAGCCAGAGAAAGAGGAACGUGGUAACUUUUUGUUAACUAAGUGCGCUGGAGAGGCUGGGACUUGACGAUUUCUAGAGCACACGAUCAACUUCAUUCCAGAAAGGGGUCAAGAUUGUUGCUGUCUCGACUGUAAUUAUUUUGUUCAUCGACUACACCACGUUCCCUCUAGCUUGCUUAUGUUCUUACCACUCUAACUAGGUGAACUUUACACAUUCUGAGUCCCAAAAUAAUUCAGCUGUCUCCUUUCAUGUCUGAAGGACUGAGAGUUGGCUAUUAUGUUUUGCUGUCAUGUAUAAUAUGUGUAGAAGGGCUAGAAUGAAUGGCAAGAUGACAUAUGAAACUUGUUUUUGUUAAUUUUUUUCUAAAUUGUUGUAGAUAAUAUAUAUAUAGCAUAGUCAGUCAGUGCUUUGAGA